GGAGAAAGGUCGAGAAAGAAGAGAGGCAGGAGGAGAGACUAUCGCGGGACAAGGGGGGAGGUGGGAACCACUUUUCCCAUCAGGGGUAUUUGCCGUGCCCCGUGCCCGACCCCCUGAUCCGGUGCUUGUUGUCUUUGGAAGCUCUGGGUGCCCCUCUGUACCACUAGGGGACUCCCUCCUUUUCCUCGCGUUUGCGAGACCUUGUCUCCUGAGGGGAGGAAGGGGCUUCUCAGGAAAGGGUUCCUGGCCCUCACCCCAGUGCCCAGGAGCCCGAGAAGUAGAAGACUAGUCCUCUAGGUUCCAACCUUGGCUCAGCCAUCAACGAACUACCAACUCUGUGACCUUGGACAAGUCACUACCUUCGUAGGGCCUUGGAUUUCAUAUGGACUUAAAUUUGAAAAAGGAAAAUUGAUGCAAAUGAUAUUCUAGGUGUCUUCCAGCCUCAAAAUGGGGCGUUUUUUGAAGAGAAAAUUAUGGCGAAUGGUUCCACGAUCUUGGGAAGCCUGAAGAUGCAAGGCCUUUAGCCGGGCUGGAGAGAAUCCCCAGGGAUGUGGGGGAGGGGAGGCAGCCUGCAUUGCCGAGGCCAGCUCUCAGCAUCCUGUGGGAGGGACGGGAGAAGUCUGUAAGUAGACGUGAGCCUUGACUCAAGAAAGAUGAGGACCAGAAGUAACGUUCUGCCCCUUAGAGAGCAAAGAAGUGAUGGGCGGUGGAAGAUCCUAGAAGCAAUGGGAAGAUACUUUCUGAAAAGUCCCCAGGCCCUUUGGGAAUAAGAGGACUAGUGGCGCCUGGUAUAGGAGCAUGGGGACUAGGAAGAUUUGGGGAACGGGAAGGGAGAGGCAGGUGGUUGGGGGGCAGCUGAAGAGCGUUAGCAGGUAGAUAGGCCUCAUAGUAGUCAGCUGUUCUCUCUCGGUGCUUGGAAAGGAAUCCAGGGCCUUGUGCGUGCUAGGCAAGCAAUUCAUCACAGCCUUGUCCCUCAGCUGUGCCUUUUUGAUGAUGGCUACCUCCUGAGAGGUGUGCUUUCUGGCCUUUGUUUCCCAGCAUAUCCCUUCAGGGAAUGGGAGUGAGGCAGAGCGGGCCAACCUUGGGAUCUUAUGGCUCCCUGAGCAUUUCAAGACUCUGUGAGGCUUAGGGGUGAAAACAAAACGGGAAUGCAGCUAAGUGUAAGAAGUACCAUCUGUGGCUUCCUUGCUGGCAGGCAGCUUUGUGGAGUGGUUGAAAGCCCAGGCUCUGGGGUCAGACUGCUUGGACUCCAAACCUGCCUCUGCCAUUUAAUCUCUUGGAACCUUGGUCAAUCGGUUCCCGAUUCUGGUCCCCGGCCCCCAGCAGCGCCUGCCCCCUUCCCACCGGGGCCCCCCAUGAUGCCACCACCCUUCAUGCCCCCUCCAGGGAUCCCCCCACCCUUUCCUCCGAUGGGGCUCCCCCCAAUGAGUCAGAGACCACCAGCCAUCCCCCCCAUGCCGCCUGGCAUCCUGCCCCCAAUGCUUCCACCAAUGGGGGCGCCACCACCACUCACACAGAUCCCAGGAAUGGUACCGCCGAUGAUGCCAGGAAUGCUGAUGCCAGCAGUGCCUGUUACAGCAGCGACGGCUCCGGGUGCGGACACCGCCAGCUCUGCUGUGGCUGGGACAGGUCCUCCGAGGGCCCUAUGGAGUGAGCAUGUGGCCCCUGAUGGGCGCAUCUACUACUACAAUGCUGACGACAAGCAGUCCGUGUGGGAGAAGCCCAGCGUGCUCAAGUCCAAGGCGGAGCUGCUGCUUUCCCAAAGUCCCUGGAAAGAGUACAAGUCAGACACAGGCAAACCUUACUACUAUAACAACCAGAAUCAGGAAUCCCGCUGGACCCGGCCACAGGAUCUGGAUGACCUGGAGGCUGUAGUCAAACAAGAGGCUGCAGGGAAACAGCAGCCUCAGGCACUACAGCCACAGCCUCCUCAGCCACAGCCUGAUCCUCCACCUGUACCUCCUGGCCCUACCCCAGGAACCACAGGCCUCCUGGAACCUGAGCUAGAUGGAAGUGAAGAUUGUGAUGUGUCAGAGGCUGCCCAGCCUCUAGAGCAGGGUUUCCUGCAGCAGGUGGAGGAGGGCCCCAGCAGUUCUGCUGGACAACAUCAGCUACCACAGCAGGAGGAGGAGGAAUCCAAGCCAGAACCAGAGAGGUCUGGUCUCAGCUGGAGCAACCGAGAGAAGGCCAAGCAGGCAUUCAAGGAGCUGCUGAGGGACAAGGCUGUCCCCUCCAAUGCCUCAUGGGAACAGGCCAUGAAGAUGGUGGUCACCGACCCUCGUUACAGUGCCUUGCCCAAACUCAGUGAGAAAAAGCAAGCAUUCAAUGCCUACAAGGCACAGCGGGAGAAGGAGGAGAAGGAGGAGGCCCGGCUGAGGGCCAAGGAAGCCAAGCAGACCCUGCAGCAUUUCCUGGAGCAGCAUGAACGCAUGACCUCCACCACCCGCUACCGGCGGGCAGAACAGACCUUUGGGGAGCUGGAGGUCUGGGCUGUGGUCCCAGAGAGGGACCGAAAAGAGGUUUAUGAUGAUGUCCUCUUCUUCCUGGCCAAGAAGGAGAAGGAACAGGCCAAGCAGCUUCGGCGCCGUAAUAUCCAGGCCCUGAAGAGCAUCCUGGAUGGGAUGAGUAGUGUUAACUUCCAAACUACAUGGUCCCAGGCCCAGCAGUAUCUCAUGGAUAACCCCAGCUUUGCUCAAGAUCAUCAGCUGCAGAACAUGGACAAGGAGGAUGCUCUGAUCUGCUUUGAGGAGCACAUCCGAGCUUUGGAGAGGGAGGAGGAGGAAGAGCGAGAACGGGCCCGGCUUCGGGAGCGUCGUCAGCAACGCAAGAACCGGGAGGCCUUCCAGACCUUCCUGGAUGAGCUCCAUGAGACAGGGCAGCUGCACUCCAUGUCCACCUGGAUGGAGCUGUACCCAGCAGUCAGUACUGACGUCCGGUUUGCCAACAUGCUGGGCCAGCCGGGCUCCACCCCUCUGGACUUGUUCAAGUUCUAUGUGGAGGAGUUGAAGGCUCGAUUCCAUGAUGAAAAGAAGAUCAUAAAGGACAUUCUAAAGGACCGGGGUUUCUGUGUGGAGGUGAACACAGCCUUUGAGGACUUCGCCCACGUUAUAAGCUUUGACAAGAGGGCUGCUGCGCUGGACGCAGGCAACAUCAAGCUGACCUUCAAUAGUCUGCUGGAGAAAGCAGAGGCACGGGAGAGGGAGCGAGAAAAGGAGGAGGCACGAAGGAUGCGUCGCAGAGAAGCUGCCUUUCGAAGCAUGCUGCGGCAGGCCGUGCCUGCUCUGGAGCUGGGCACUGCGUGGGAAGAGGUCCGUGAGCGCUUUGUGUGUGACUCAGCCUUUGAGCAGAUCACCUUGGAGUCGGAGCGGAUCCGGCUCUUCCGGGAGUUCCUGCAGGUGUUGGAGCAGACCGAAUGCCAGCACCUCCACACCAAAGGCCGAAGGCAUGGCAGGAAGGGCAAGAAGCACCAUCACAAGCGUUCCCACUCACCUUCAGGCUCCGAGUCAGAAGAGGAGGAGCUGCCCCGACCAUCCCUGCGGCCCCCUAAGCGAAAGAGGCGGAACCCCUCAGAGUCUGGCUCUGAGCCCUCAUCUUCACUUGAUUCAGUUGAAAGUGGGGGUGCUGCCCUUGGCGGACGGGGCUCUCCACCCUCCCACCUUCUUGCAUCAGAUCAUGGCCUUCGGAAAGCCAAGAAACCAAAAAAGAAAACUAAGAAAAGAAGACACAAGUCGAACAGUCCUGAGAGUGAAACUGACCCUGAGGAGAGAGCUGCCAAGGAGAGUGAAGAGAAAGAACAAGAACAGGACAAGGAACAUCGGCAGGUGGAGCUUCCUAACCGCUCCCCAGGCUUUGGAGGCAAGAAGGAGAAGACAGGCUGGGACACAUCAGAAAGCGAGCUGAGUGAGGGAGAGCUGGAGAGGCGGCGGCGGACGCUUCUACAGCAGCUGGAUGACCACCAGUGACCCAACAAGCUGUUCUCUGCCUUGGACCCGGCCUGUGUAAGGCAGCGGCUCCUGGGCCACCCUCACUGUGCCUCAGACUCCUUUCUUCAUCUGGUCUGUGUCCACUUUUCCUAAAGUAACUUCACCCCCACACACCACUGUGGCACCUCUCAAGGUUUGCUUUGGUGUUCAAGGGUCCCUCACUUCCUGGACUAGUACAGUCCUUCCCUCAGCCCCAGACCACAGACGGGGGUCUGUGUCAUGUGGGGUGACGCGAUGCCAGUAGGUACAGUGUGAGUGCAGGGGUCUCCAGGGAAGAGACGGGCUAGGUGGUAGAGGGCAGGGUCCUCUUCCUCUAGCGUCAGUGCCUGCUCCUGCCUGCCCCAGGGCUCCACCACUGCUUCCUCCAGCCCUGGGACCCGAUGUAUGUGUUCUUUGUUUUA
This is a messenger RNA of Fukomys damarensis (Damara mole-rat), 4384 nucleotides long. RefSeq names its product pre-mRNA processing factor 40 homolog B (gene Prpf40b). Gene Ontology annotation, cellular component: U2-type prespliceosome; U1 snRNP. Gene Ontology annotation, molecular function: protein binding; RNA binding. The record is from RefSeq and is a predicted model, not a curated record. Gene Ontology annotation, biological process: mRNA cis splicing, via spliceosome. The transcript is spliced from 26 exons. Bases 1149 to 3962 code for a protein of 937 amino acids. Lineage: Eukaryota; Metazoa; Chordata; Mammalia; Rodentia; Bathyergidae.